Messenger RNA from Egretta garzetta (little egret), 895 nucleotides. RefSeq names its product LSM3 homolog, U6 small nuclear RNA and mRNA degradation associated (gene LSM3). Gene Ontology annotation, molecular function: RNA binding. NCBI's taxonomy places the organism in Eukaryota, Metazoa, Chordata, Aves, Pelecaniformes, Ardeidae. The coding region runs from base 318 to 614 and encodes 98 amino acids. The transcript is spliced from 4 exons. Gene Ontology annotation, biological process: P-body assembly; mRNA splicing, via spliceosome. The record is from RefSeq and is a predicted model, not a curated record. Gene Ontology annotation, cellular component: Lsm1-7-Pat1 complex; U4/U6 x U5 tri-snRNP complex; catalytic step 2 spliceosome.
GCAGGCUUUAGGCUGCCCCGCUGGGGCUGGGCGUACCGCCCGGGAGAGCCCCCGGCUUGGGCAGCCUUCCUGAGGCGCACCCCCCCGGGGCGAGCGCGUUCGGUGUGAAAUGGAGUUGCUACGCGGAGCCCCUCGGUCCUUGUGCUGCCGCCGGGGCUGUCAGGAGCGCGGGCAGGGCCUGCUUCCCUCAGGAACCGCCGGAGGAGGGAAACGGAGGAAAGCAACUGAGGAAAAUACCCUCGGCUCUGCCUCACUGAGGAGGAAAUAAGUAGCAUGCCGCGGGAUGUGCACGAAAAUGUUCACGCAUUUUAGCUGUGAUGCUGAAACAACAAACAACAAAUACUGUAGAGGAGCCACUUGAUCUCAUCAGACUCAGUCUAGAUGAGCGAAUCUAUGUCAAAAUGAGGAACGACAGAGAGCUUAGAGGCAGACUACAUGCAUAUGAUCAGCACUUAAAUAUGAUUUUGGGUGAUGUGGAAGAAACUGUAACUACAAUAGAGAUUGAUGAAGAAACUUAUGAAGAGAUUUAUAAAUCUACCAAAAGGAAUAUUCCAAUGCUGUUUGUCAGAGGUGAUGGCGUUGUGCUUGUAGCUCCCCCAUUGAGGGUUGGUUGAAGCAACAAAGGAUUUAAUCUUGUUGGAAAGUCUCAGACUUUUGGACAAUGGUUCGUGUUUCGAUCAUGUGUCUCAAAAUUCUGUACAUGUUUUUUAUAGGAUGUUUUUGUCUGUUCUUUUGGGAAGGGGAGGGAGGGGGAACGGGACCGAGUUUGUCUUACAGAAACUACAUUUAGUCAAUCGAAGGAGUGUAAACACAACCUGAUUUUCUCAGAAUCAAUGCAACUGCUGUAAAUGGGCUGUCUUGUCACAUCAGUAAAAGAAUGCUUCAUUUUUUUCAG